Cicer arietinum (chickpea) is the source of this 1108-nucleotide messenger RNA. Its product is annotated as ylmG homolog protein 1-2, chloroplastic-like. Lineage: Eukaryota; Viridiplantae; Streptophyta; Magnoliopsida; Fabales; Fabaceae. Gene Ontology annotation, biological process: chloroplast fission. Gene Ontology annotation, cellular component: membrane; chloroplast. The record is from RefSeq and is a predicted model, not a curated record.
GGUUGAUAACAUAAGUACAAAACUGCCUAAUCCCCAAAGUUCACUCUCGUUGAUUCCACAACUCACUAACUGAAGAAGAAGAAGAAGAAGAAGAACAAAAAUGGCGUCACUCGCAUCAACUUCAACCUCAACACGUCUUCUCCUUUUCCAUCCAAACCUCAUCCCACUCAAACGCUCAACAACAACUUUUCGUCCCAUCACUAACUCUCACAAAAACAAUAACCUAUCUAUCCACACCGUUACCGUUAACGCCGCACCACAAAAACCCCACUCUCAUCCCUCCGUUUCACCGACCGAAGACACCACCGUCCUUCUAUCCGGUUCUACUCGAACAUUAACCACCUUAUUCGGAAUAACCGCUUUAUUCAUCAAAUCCUUCAUCAAACUCCUUCCACCACCGAACCUAUGUUAUUCAAUUGGAACCUCAUCUUCAUCCUUAUUCUUCGCUUAUUUCUUGAGGAAGAAUACACAAAGUUCAUUGAACACGCCCUUGACGGUUGUAGCGGCGGGAUUGAAGAAAUGGUUGGAUAUUUACAGUGGUGUGUUGUUGGUUAGGGUUUUGUUGAGUUGGUUCCCUAAUAUUCCGUGGGAAAGACAACCUUUAUCUGCAAUUAGAGAUCUUUGUGAUCCUUAUCUUAGUUUGUUUAGGAAUGUUAUUCCUCCGGUUUUUGAUACUCUUGAUAUUAGUCCUCUUCUUGCUUUUGCUGUUUUGGGUACUCUUGCUAGUAUCCUCACAGUUCCUGCUUAGAAUCACAUACACACUCCAAGGUUUGGGCUACUGAAAAAUGUUUCCAUGACGGAUAAAGCAUCAUCUUCCAACAUUUUGGCAGAAUUUAGAGAAGCAGGUUCUUCAGAAGCAUAGGUUAAAGUCUGGUUUCUGUAUACAGUGUACUUUUCAGAUUGGUAUAUUUUGGUAGUUUAUGUAUGUUGUUAUUAUUAAGAAAGCGAUUGGUUUAUUUAUUUCUGAAUAAUAUGUUGUGUUGUUGGGAUGGAUAGCUUAGUUGUACCUUUAUUGAAAUUUAUUCAAUAUGAACUCUGUGCAGAGUUUACAAGCUAGUAGUCUCGCUAUUGCGUAAAUAUAAAACACAUGUUCGAUAUUGGUUAUGAA